Aphidius gifuensis is the source of this 886-nucleotide messenger RNA. RefSeq lists its product as uncharacterized. Bases 8 to 886 code for a protein of 292 amino acids. The record is from RefSeq and is a predicted model, not a curated record. The transcript has 5 exons. NCBI's taxonomy places the organism in Eukaryota, Metazoa, Arthropoda, Insecta, Hymenoptera, Braconidae.
UCUUGAAAUGAUUGAAAUACGUCAAAAAAUGAUUGAACGUGAUGCAAAUGAAAUAUCAAAGUUAUGGAAAUUAAUACCAAUGACAUUGUAUUUUUUUUGUGCAUUGAGUAGUUAUAUUGCUUCAAUAUUAUUUUAUAUAUUUUGGAAUGAUAUAUUUAGAGGUAACUGUCCAAUUUGGGGUGAAUUAAAACCACCAUCACCAAAACGAUUAUUACGUGAUAUGGAUGCAACAAUUGAGGAUGAAAUACCAGAUGUACCAAGUCCAGAUUGGCGACGUAAUAUGAUUGUAUCAUUUCAAAAUCAACGUCAUUGUAAUUUUUAUCAUUCAGUUAGCUUAUGUUCUUGUAUGUUUGGAAUUAUUUGGCUCAUGUUUUUUUCCAUGUGUGGCAAAGGAGGCUAUGACACGAGAAUAUUUAUAGCUCCAUGGAGACUUGUUCCUCCUGCAAUUUUAUUUCAUUUAAUUUUCACACCAGUUGUCCUUUAUGCUGUUCAUGAUGUUGCAUAUGGAUAUUCAAGUUUUACCACAAAUUUAACAGAUGUUGCUACUAAUUACAUGAACAAAACUGAUGUUAUUUAUUCAAAAAAAUGUAAUGUUGUUCAGCAUUAUUUGAAAGCUUUUGAAGAUUCAGAUCAUGACCUUUGCUAUAUUUAUACAUCAUUACAAAUUUUUUCAUGGAUAAUGGCUUGGUGUUGGUUUCUUGGACUAUUAAUUUUACUAUUGAGAAUUGCAAUUGUUAAUGAUUUUCGUUUACUUAAAUUGACAAUUUAUAAAUGUCCAGUUAAAAAAAUCAUUGAAGAAGAGGAAAAAAUUGAUGAAAAUAUUGAAGAAGAAAUUAUUAGUUAUCCAAGAAGACUUCAACGUUUGUUAUUUUUUAUGCCUGAGUAA